CUAUAUUUUACAAACGGUUAACAUCGCCAUGGACUCCGAGAACGAGCGUCGACUUCGCCGGAACUGGAACCUACUGAAACAGGAACUUCCGGUUGACAGCUUUGUGCACCAGCUCAUAGCAGACGGCGUGUUUGCGCCAAAUAUGCGUUCUGAGAUCCUGAAUGUGAUCCCCAAUACUGCUAGUAUGAAAGCUGAGAAGUUCCUGAACGCAAUUUUACAGACCGGAAAUCGGGCCUAUGAGGCUAUGAUCCGGUUUAUCAGCCUGCAUCCGGACAACCGCUACAGUCGGGUCAUCCAGGCGCUUAACAUUCCCGUGGUCAGUAACGACAAUCCGCCCGCACGCUCCGGUAACGCAGCAAAUAAUAGCCAGCCCCAGGCCGAUUCGAGACCUUCUACCGCAACGAGCAGCGGAACCAUCAACAGUGAGACGGGCGAGAAACACAGACGCGUCGUUCCCGUCCGGAACGUAAGACCGGAAGAGAAUCCCCGCAGCAUCAUGGGAACGGCGCCUGUUGCCACCGUUGCCCCGCUGGUCUCAGUCUCACAAAAUGCACCAGCACUGGUACCUGCUGCAUCGACCGCCGCAGUUAUACCCGCUCCCUUGGCCGCACCUGCUCCGCCGACUCGAGAUCCAAGCAGCGGCGAUUCGUCCGCCAGCGUUACCCCUCAGGCGUUGUUUGUGGAUAGUCGAAUUGGAGAGAACUUUAUUGGCUCGAGAAUCGCCACUCAGAGCGAAAUGUCGCUCGCAUCGUUUAACACGGAGUCGUCGGAUGAGUUCGGUGCGCAAAUGGGCGCCGAUGCGGGUAGUCCCAGCACGGCGGACGGCGAACCGAACGUCCGGCAACCGACAGCGGAAUGUCCCAUGGACAUGAAGGUUCUGGAACAGGAACUGGUUCGGAUUGCUCCCACCAUCGCGGAUCUGUUUAAGAAGAUAUCUAAGCAGACGAGUAGCGUCCCGACGUCGGAGGAAGAGCUACAGAAGAUAAAGGACGAAAAUGAACGACUGCGAAAGACGAACAAGUCUCUCAUUGAGAAACUGAACGCUUUCCAACAGAAAAUAAUUCAGCUGCAGCUCGAUAACAAGAAACUCAAGGAGAACAGCGAGAUGGGGCGGGCGAAGAAGGGCGAACUGCAGCAGAAGACGGUGGAGCUGCAGGCGAUGGAGCGUCGCCUUGACGACCACAAGCGCGCGCUGGAGGAGAAGGAGGCGGAACUGAACACGCAGCUGCUCAAACUAAAAGAGAUUGAAGAGGAGAAUCACGAACAGAGGGAGAAGAUUGAUAAGCUAGUGGAGUUACAAGAUGAAGGAAUCAUCGAACGAAACAUCCAGCAGGAGCAAAUCUCGACACUUGUCGAAGAAAAGGAGCGGCAGAAAGACCAGAUAGAGUCCCUCGAGGAGCAGCAGAAAGUCGGCGAGCAUCGGCUCUCGUCCCUCGAGGAGAGGCUCAAACUGCUCGAGCAUACGCCGCGCCAGAAGGGCCGCAACCGUCGCGUGAUGUCACCGCCGCGGUCGACGCACUGGAUGAACGGUUACGUGGACCAUUCCCACCACGCCAACGUGAAGUACCAGUCGGAGAUCAAGUUUGAUCCGCACAAGAACGGCGGCAAGAGGACGUCGUCGAUGGGAAAAGCCGCUUGGCCGUUUGCUUGACGACCAUGUUUCUCGUAUCUUGUCCAUGUUAUUGUACAACUGUCUCUAAAGACUAAACAUGUGUUAGUUUGUGAGAGUUUUUGUUGUAGUGAAACCUUUUCACGAGUUUGAACGAUAUGCCCGCAAUACCACAUUGCAAAACAUUAAUUUUGUAAAUGUUGGUAGUGUUUUCAGUUGUCGUUUAUUUUAGAUAUUUUAGAGGUAAAUUAUGAUAUUUUGAGUCUUGUUCUACAAAUGCUAAAAAAAUAAAAAUAAAUGAUUGGUUAGUUGGUUUUGGUGGAAUAUCAAUUUUAAUUCACGAGAGAUCAUAGAAAAUGAUAUUUUCACGAGUGGCGCAGGCACGAGUGAAAAUAUAUUUGUUCUAUGAUCACUCGUGAAUUUAAAUCGAUAUUUCACCAAAGCCAACACAUUUUCUUUUUAUUUUAUGCUUGCAAACGAUUAUUAUUUUUUAUUAUUGCCAUUCUGGAAAAUAUAAUUCCCCGUUGGGCGCCCCGCUAUAUUAUUACAUGUCUUUUUAAAGGAAGCUAAUCCGUUUGAUUUUACAAACAUUAAUUCAGAGUUAGUCACCCUUGGUAAAAUUGCCUAGCAUCAGGCUCGUUUGGUCAUUGUCGGCUCGGGUACUUCUUACAUGUACCCCGAGUACGGUAAAUAUACUUAAACGUACCCGGCCGAUAUUAGACUGUACCCGAGUUUUAUUCCCGCCCAAAAUCCGAUGUCGUGAAACGCACUACCGAUUAUAGUAAUUACGAAACAAACUUCUUUUUUUUCAAACUGCAUCAACAUGCUUUUUGAGUAUGAGUGUCGAUAAUAUAAAGGCCAUUAAAAAAAGAGAAUUGACAUAAAUAUUAACAUAAUUAAUUUAAAAAAAAUAGCCGACAACGACCUAUUUAGCUUUAAUACUCCCGGGUACGUUUUAGUAUAUUUUCCGUACCCGGGAAACAUGUAAGGAUAGUUAAGUGUACCCGGGGUACAUGUAAGUAGUACCCGAGCCGACACUGACCAAUCGAGCUUCGAUUAGGGGUCACACUGGGGAAACCAAAGAUAUCUAUAAAUGGA
This is a messenger RNA of Dreissena polymorpha, 2707 nucleotides long. RefSeq lists its product as uncharacterized. Lineage: Eukaryota; Metazoa; Mollusca; Bivalvia; Myida; Dreissenidae. The record is from RefSeq and is a predicted model, not a curated record. The transcript is spliced from 6 exons. Bases 29 to 1651 code for a protein of 540 amino acids.